This is a messenger RNA of Metschnikowia bicuspidata var. bicuspidata NRRL YB-4993, 2423 nucleotides long. RefSeq names its product Dsl1p (gene DSL1). NCBI's taxonomy places the organism in Eukaryota, Fungi, Ascomycota, Pichiomycetes, Serinales, Metschnikowiaceae. The transcript has a single exon. Bases 58 to 2301 code for a protein of 747 amino acids. The record is from RefSeq and is a predicted model, not a curated record.
CACAGAUUAUAGUAGCAGUAAACCCCAAAUUGACCUGUUUCUUUGCAAAUUUCCGAAAUGUCUUUUACCGUCGAGUUGGCUAACAAGGAGAGCGAGCUCGCGCAUGUGGAAGAAGCGAUUGCUGACUUGGUAAGUGGAAUAUGUGUGCUGGACUUGGCCAACGAUCCAGCCUUGGUACUUCCUGAUGCCAAGACACCUUCAAAAAACGAAAAAGAUAUGCAUCCUUCAACCAUUUACGAUUUGAAUGCAAAACUCAAGGACAUUGAGCUAGCCAGUGGUCAGCUCAACGAAUUAUGGGUUGUCAAGAACUUAUUAAGGGAGAUCGAAGUGGCCCUAGAUUCUGUUUCCGGCGACGACACCUCUUGCGAUCGAGAAGAUCUCCUCAGCAUCAUUGCAAAUUUGGAAAAACUCCAUGGAAAGGUGUCGAAAUUGUCGCAAUCGAAUUUGACCAUCGCUGCCUCAAUGAAGGUAGAAUACGAGAGAUAUUUACAUGAUUUUAGCGCAACCUUGGUUCAUAUCUUUCACAGGUUCAUACCCGAAAGCCCAGGUCCCAUUUUUACUGUGCAUCGCAAAAUAGGCGACUCAAAUACAUCUUUGGGAUUCGAGGAAUUUGUCGAUGCAGCCAGUAAGUUUGACACCUUGAAUCCUCCCGGAGAGGUACCGGAGAUAUUGAACUCGCUCAAAUCAGAUUGGGCCAGACUCAUUUUGGAGCCAUUGAUUUCAGAACAUUGCACUCUUCAACUUUCGCAUUCGGAAAGCGAAACGCAGACUUUGGAAAUGUCCUUGAUUGAUUCCUUAUCUCAGUUUUCCAUGGACUCGUUUCUUCAUUCUCUCCAGUGCUUUGUCCGUUUCAUCAACACGACCAACCUCCAGUCGUUCAAGAACUCUUUUUCCACAAAGAUAUCCAACAGCUUGGCAGACGUUAUCUCAAGAAACAUCCGCUCCUUCACCGAACAUGGUGAAAGACUCACACCGGAACUCAUGCUGACACUCGAGCUCUUAUCAACCUCUGGAUGGAAUGUUCCUCUCAGAAACAUAUUCAUGGCUCAUAGUGACAUUCAUGAGACAUUAAAAGAUCUCCACCUCAACUGGAUUACUGACAAAUACAUUGACGAAUUGAGAUCCGUCUUCACGGACCUGCACUUUGACGAAGACUUACAAAAUCAGAGAAUCGUCACACAACAGAUUGAGAUCCAGACCCCAAUAUCAGUCCCACAUGAACCAAUUCCACGAAAAAACUCUGAACCUUUGAAUGCUUUGUCUACGGACAACGUAUCCGAGGAAUUAGAGUGGGAUGACAAUUGGGGCUCAGACGACGAGGAAGAGCUUGAGAAGGCGACGGGUGCCUCGGUGAAAAGUGAUGCGUGGGAUGAAAACUGGGAUGACGGCUGGAGCGAUGAUGGUGCCGAACAAUCUGAGACAGCUUCAAGCUUGCCUCAAUCAGCCCCUGAACCUAGAACACAGCCAAAGACUUCUUCACAAGAGACAAAUAUUACACCGAAUCCCCAGAGUCACAUUGAAACGCACACGUUUGUUGUGAGUGCUAUACCCGAGAAGCUCUCCCGAUUGCUUGCGAGCUUUGAAGAGGAAACCGGAGGUGCUGACCCAAGAAUUCUUGCUGACACAAUUAUUUCUCUAGCCCUCAUCUCGUAUCCUCCUGUAUCACAACUGUUCUUGGUGUUGAAUGAUUUGAGAAGCGUAGAAGGCCAAACGCUGUAUUUAAGAGAAUGCAUUGAGACGGAGUGGCGCCUUUUUCGCCAGAGCUUCUCAAACGAUGUCUCUAAGGUUUUGAUGAAGCCAGGCCUGAUGGACUGUGAACGUGAGGAUGACAAUUUGGGAAGCGAAAGCAGUUUUGAUAGCAUUUCUCAACUUGGAACUAUGCUUGAGGGAUUGACUAAUAGCCAGUUGCAGUACACCAACUCCCACGAGCUCAAACUGUUCGUCUUGCAAGUGCUCAACCUCGUCAACAACAUUGUAUUGCAGAAGAUUUUGCGAUGUGAUGAAAUCACUGAAUACCGGUCUGAAGAGUUUACCCGGUAUUUGGAGAACCUACAGCUAAUGGAGGCCGGCGUGUUAGCCAAGUUCGGCGAGGACAUUGCCGUGCUUGCAACUACAAACAAGAUCAUGCAAACAAAGUUUCUCAUCAACAAUCACUUGAAAAGCAUCAUGGAGUAUUUCUACCAGGGCGAGUUGUACGAUUUUUCCACCGAGGAAUUAGUGGGCGUGAUCAAAAGCGUGUUUAUUCCAAGCGACUUGCGGCAGAACUGUCUCGACGAAAUCAUUGACGUGAGGAACAGCUGAGGGAGUCUAUGAGCACAAGAUCUAACUAAUGGUUUUGCCGCCGUUGACUUUCUUGCCGGUUUUGGAGAUGGCCCCCAAAACGGUCUCGUAGUCGAGCGAAUCUUCGGUGGUCACAUCCACGG